AGAAAUCUCCCUCAUUUAUGGUCCCUAGGGAUUUGGGUGCUAACAAAAAUCUCUUAUCCAAUUCAGGGUUGUAACCAACUCUCCCCAUCAAAAGCAUUGAUGACAUCCGAUGAAGCAGAGAGAAAUAUCUAAGUCUGGAGGAGAAGUUGCCAAAGGAUAUUCCCUGGGUCACAGGAGAGGCUGCAGAAAAGGGCCCCAUAGACAUUGGUUGCUUUUGGGAGAGCUGGGUAGCAGGGAGCCAUAGAACUUCCGAGUGACGUCAUCAGUAAUCUCUUCCUUGGACAAUCUCUUGUAUCUAAGAGAGCACUAGAAUCUUCUGUGAUGUCACCAGUGUUGUUGUGACACCAACUGCCUUUGGGGUUCCAUCAGUGCCUUUUGGGUUCACAAAUAGGCAUGUUUCACCAGCUGCUCAAGCUCGUUCAGAAGGAGGGGGGAGACCAAGGAGAGACCAGACGGAGGCAGAAGAAAGCUGGCCUUCUGUCUUGGUUUAUUAGGAAGGCAUCAUCAGAAAAUUUCAUCAGUAACCAUGAAAAGCGUAUAAAGAAUUUGGAGGAACUAAAACUUGAAAUCCAGAAGUGUAAAUCUGAGCGGGAUGAACUUUCUCAAAUCCUGGACCUUUAUGUCAAUGAUGGUUUGAACUACAGGCUGAACAUUGAAUUGCCAAUGCUUAAAUCCCAACAUGAGAUGAGAACGAUGGAUAUGCAUAAGAUGACCAACUGGAUAAGUGAUGCCAUGGAGAAGUACAAGGAGCUCACACAAGAGAACAAUUCCUACCGCAUCAGAAACUUCCACCUCCUGAAUGAAUGCAAUGAAUUGAAGAAGAAUGUAAGGAUUUUGAUGAAUGAGAACAGAAAACUGCUGGUGGAGCAGACGGAACUGCAAGCAUCCUGUGAGGAGGGAAAGAGGUUCUGUGAGGAGGCCAGCAAGACCAUCUACACCACAGAUAUUGAAUCCUUGUGUCCUGUACUUUUGAGUAAAUCGAAUGUAUCCUUGUGAAUCAAA
Molecule: messenger RNA, 1002 nt
Organism: Rattus norvegicus (Norway rat)
Lineage: Eukaryota; Metazoa; Chordata; Mammalia; Rodentia; Muridae
Source: RefSeq, a predicted model, not a curated record